GAGCUGCGUAGUCUGGGAAAUGUUUAAAUAUCCAGUCUAAAGAUAGAGAGGCUAGCAUUCACGGAUCCACUCCCUUCCAGAGCUGCUGCUCUCUAGAUUUGUUUGAAAACAACCCCCGUUGAGAAAUGGAGGACGAAGAUGGAUAUAUGGCAAUAGAAGCUAGAAGAAGGGACCUCUAUAUGCAGCCCUCUCCAAAGGAGGCACAAGAUUCAUCUUCCAAAUGCUGCAAAAUCACAACAGUUGCUUUCCUGAUAGGAAGCCUCGCUCUGAAUGUGGCUCUAAUUACUCUUAUAAUAGUUUUCCAGGUGAGAAACGCACCUGCCAGUUCCUGCCCAUUGCCUUCCCCUAACUCAUGUGAAUGGAUCCCAGGCAGUUCAACAGAAGGUGUACGUCUGGACCCCAAUACUGCUCAUCGACGGAUCAUCAUCUCUCCAGAUCAGAGAAGUGCUAAAUGGGGACCAGAAGAGCAGCCCCGUCCGAACAAUACUGAACGAUUUGACCAGCAUGUUUGGGUCCUGGCCCAAAAAGGUUUCACCUCAGGAAAACACUGCUGGGAGGUUGAAGUGAAGGGCAAUGGGGAGUGGGCCGUGGGGGUCGCCAAGCAGUCACUGAAAAGAAAAGGGCUGCCCGAUUAUAGCACCACAGAAGGCAUCUGGGGCAUUGGGGAAUACUGGGGACUGGGUAAGUAUUUUGCUUUCACAGCCCCCCAACACACCCCACUUUCCUUUGACAAGAAGCCACGGAUGAUUCGGGUCUUUCUGGACUAUGACAACGGAAAGGUGGAAUUUUUCAAUCCCGAAACCAAAUCUUCCAUCUACACUUUCUCUUCAGCCCCAUUUUCUGGGGAAACAAUCUUACCUUGGUUCCGUGUGUGGGACGGAACUGAACUUGUCCUACAUCCCUGAGACAUUGCCAUUGGCACCAAACUGGUCCUUCUGUAGACUGGAGCAUCUUGCAGCAUUCAUGGACUGCCAAUCCACAUUGAAGAGGAGUGGGCAACAGAGGGCCACCAUGCAUUUUGGCAAACAACCUCCAUCUGCUCUAGUGAGGGAUGAUGGGAGAUGUAGUCAAAAAGCUUUCAGAAGGUCACUUUCACCUCCAUAUCUCCACUGCAUUGCUAUGCUUGAAUCCUAGAAUGGAAAGGAUGGUAAUAACACAGCUGAUUCUCUGUUCCUAAAAAGUGGCUUUGGCCAUGGAGAUACUCGAUACAGUGUUCCCUCACUACUUCGCGGUUCUGGUUUAAUGGACUCACUGUUUUGUGGAUUUAAAAAAAUAUUAAUAUAUAUCAUAGUAUUUUCACUGUGGGUUUUUGCCGCCGCCGCUCUCCAAGGUGCUUUCCCUCCUCUGUCCUCCCUCCCUCCAGCCUUGAAGAGGAGCUUUUGCACAAUUAAAACUUGUGAGGCAGUUGCGCCCAUACCUUAGGAAGUCAGACUUGGCCACGGUAGUUCAUGCUCUGGUCAUGUCCCGAAUAGACUACUGCAAUGCACUCUAUGUGGGAUUGCCCUUGAAGAAUGUUUGGAAGCUUCAAAUGGUCCAACGAGUGGCAGCCAGACUGUUCACCAGAGCAGUGUACAGAGAGAGGACAUCCCUCCUUUUGUGUCAGCUCCAUUGGCUGCCGGUCUGCUACCGAGCAUAAUUCAAAGUGCUGACUUUAGCCUAUAAAGCCCUAAACGGUUCCAGCUCAGCUUAACUGUCUGAACAUAUCUCCCUCUAUGAUCCACCUUGGAGGCUAAGAUUGUCAGGGGAGGCCCUGCUCUCGGUCCCAUUCCCCUUGCAAGCACAAUUGGUUGGGACAAGAGGCAGGGCCUUCUCAGUCGUGGCCCCUUGUCUAUGGAACUCCUUCCCCAGUGAAAUUAGAAGGGCAUCCCCCCUCCUAGCUUUCAGGGGAAAAAAACUAAAAGCUUGACUCUGGAAUCAGGGGUAAUGGGAGCAAGGCAAUAAGAGAUUGUAAAUUAAUUUUAAUGAUGCCCCAGAAUAUGACCUGGACUAUGUGAUUUUAAUUGUUGUUUUAAUUGUUAUGUUUUAAUUGGAUGGUUUUAAUGUUUGUUUUUCCAUUGAUGUAUGUAUACAUGCGGCUUGAGUCCCCUUCCAGGUUAAGAAAGGUGGGAUACAAGUAUGGUAAAUAAAUAAAUAAAUAAAUGAGGAUGAGGGGCACACUGGUGGGGAAAUAUUGGGGGUUGGGGAGUAUAUUUAGUUCUAAAUGUAAGUUUAAUUGUAUGAAUAUUUUUAUUGUAUCAUAACUAACUGUACUUUAAUCUGUAUCCAUGACACAAAUCUUUAAUUGUUUUUUAAAUUGUUUUUAAUUUUUGUAUUUGCCAUAUUUUUACAUUGAUUGGGUUGUGUCCUGUUAUUGCAAGCUGCCUUAAAUCCUCAUUAGAAGAAAGACAGCGUAGAAAUAAAGUUAAGAAAUAAAUACAAUCCACAUAAA
Messenger RNA from Anolis sagrei ordinatus, 2428 nucleotides. RefSeq names its product butyrophilin subfamily 1 member A1-like. Lineage: Eukaryota; Metazoa; Chordata; Lepidosauria; Squamata; Anolidae. Gene Ontology annotation, biological process: protein ubiquitination; innate immune response; regulation of gene expression. Gene Ontology annotation, molecular function: ubiquitin protein ligase activity; protein binding. The record is from RefSeq and is a predicted model, not a curated record. Gene Ontology annotation, cellular component: cytoplasm.